Molecule: messenger RNA, 4362 nt
Organism: Peronospora matthiolae
Lineage: Eukaryota; Oomycota; Peronosporomycetes; Peronosporales; Peronosporaceae
Source: the annotation of a GenBank genome assembly
AUGGCAGCGACGUGGCAGGCUCGGGCGUUUGUAUCACCGCAGGUUACGAUCGUGAGCAAUGGGUACGACGCUGUUAGUGGCACCCAUAUUAAUGGACGUGCAGGUGGGUUAUGCUUUGCCCAAGAUGCCGAGAAGCGGAGAAUUGCGGACAAGGAGGACGAGGAGCUCCAGCCGAUCGAAAUCGUGCCUUGGCGCAUGCGUGAACGAAUGAAGACAAUGGAUGUUGCUCUGGUACUGUGUCUCAAUAUUGGCACUGACCCUCCUGACGUGGAGAAGGCGACACCGUGUGCGCGUAAAGAGUGCUGGGUGGAUCCGUUCUCGAUGCCGGCUAAGAAAGCUCUCGAGACGAUUGGCAACACAUUGCAAUCCCAAUAUGAACGCUGGCAACCACGUGCACGAUAUAAGCAGAGUUUGGACCCGACUGUGGAGAAGAUUCGAGAGUUGUGCGUGAAUCGACGACGUUUGGCUAAGCACGAUCGCGUGCUGUUCCACUACAACGGACAUGGGGUGCCUCGACCGACACAGAAUGGAGAGAUAUGGGUGUUUAACAAGAGCUACACGCAAUACAUCCCGCUGUUGGUGUAUGACUUCCAGUCGUGGGUUGGUACGCCAUCGAUUUACGUGUUUGAUUGCUCGGCGGCAGCAGUGCUGCUGGGUCACUUCACGUCACCACCGAUAAACCCCGCACAAUUGCAUGGAAGAAAUGGGAGCCCACCGGCAAAUGAAGCCAUUGUGCUUGCUGCUUGUUCUGCUGAUGAAAUACUACCGAUGAAUCCAGACCUCUGUGCAGACGUGUUUACCUCUUGUUUGACGACUCCGAUUACAAUCGCUUUGCGUUGGUUCAUUUCGCAGAACGAGCUCUCGAUGGCGCACCUUGAUGUAAGCUUUAUUGAACGUAUUCCUGGGAAGCUUGCAGAUAGGAAGACCCCGCUAGGAGAAUUGAAUUGGAUUUUCACAGCUAUCACCGAUACGAUUGCAUGGAACAUGCUGCCCCCUGAGUUAUUUCAGAAGUUGUUCCGACAGGACUUACUCUUGGCAUCGCUUUUUCGCAACUUCCUACUCGCCGAACGGAUUAUGAAGUCUGAAGGUUGUUCUCCAUGCUCUCUUCCAGCGUUACCACCAACGAGCCAUCACUCGCUUUGGCGAUCUUGGGACCUGGCUGCUGAAGUCUGUUUAAACCAGCUUUACAAGUUGUCGAAUCCGUACCCGAACGUCGAUAUGAGCUUUCAGCACUCACAAUUCUUUGCGGAUCAACUUACAGCAUUUGAAGUAUGGCUGCAGUUUGGUUCUGUCGAGAAUCCACCGCCUCAGCAAUUGCCGAUGGUCCUCCAGGUGCUCCUAAGCCAGGUCCAUCGUCUACGUGCGCUCGUGCUACUGAAGCGAUUUCUUGACUUGGGAUCGUGGGCAGUAAAUUUGGCACUUUCUGUUGGUAUCUUUCCAUACGUACUCAAGUUGCUUCAAUCUCCAGCAAGUGAACUUCGUCAAGUGCUAGUCUUUAUCUGGGCAAAGAUUUUGGCUCUCGAUUCCAGCUGUCAGGUUGAUCUUGUCAAGGACGACGGUCAUUCUUAUUUUAUAUCGCAUCUCGCUGCUGGACUUCACAACGGUGGAGGAAAUCAUAGUGCGUAUAGUGCAGCAGGCAGCGUGAUGCCGGGUGAGCAGAAAGUGAUGGCUGCCUUUAUAAUUUCGAUGAUCUGCAACGGUUACCUGCCUGGCCAAAAGAGCUGCUUACCUCAGUACUUGCACAAGAUUUGCAUCAAUCUGCUACAGGAUCCUGAGGAAGAUGUGCGCAAGUGGGUUUGUUUGUGUAUGGCCAAAUUGUGGGAAAACUUCGACGAUGCGAAGCGAAUUGCAGUAGAAGAUCAGGCUCCGCGAAUACUUGAUACAAAGCUCCGUGAUGACCGUCCAGAGGUGCGUGCCGCCGCUGCCUACGCGCUUGGCACUUUAGCUGGCUUCCAGUAUGACCCAAAUACAAGUGGAAAGCAUAUCGACUCGAGUCGCGUCGAUGAUUUUCUUCGGCAACGGGCCCAUGAUGAUAUCAUAGUAGCUUUAGCGCUGUUGCGGGGGUGUCAAGAUGGAUCCCCGUUGGUGCGAAAGGAAAGCGUGCUGGCUCUGGCAAACGUUAUCUUGCACAAGUAUCAUCAGCCACGUUUUGAGUCCGUCGCCAAGCAUUAUAAGAAUCAAUCACUGGGUGGUCCAGCAUCUCCCGCAACCGGUUACGAAUAUUUUACAGCUAAUUCGGUUUCUCAAAGUGAUAUUGAUGCGUUGAGUGUGAAGGAGGAUACGACUGAUGGUGAUAUGCCGGCAGGCAAGUACUUACGUGAUGAUAUUGGAGCGGACGCCAGACACUAUGCUCAGAUCUGGCACGUACUUAAGGAGAUGCAAUCGAGGGAUCCAUUUCCACCUGUGGUGGACGCUGUGAAAGCAAUUGUUAGUUUUGUGAAUGCAAGCAUCUUAAGAGCGGAGCAAGAUCAGCUACUUGAAAACAGUCAAGGUGGAUGUGCUUUGGCUUCUCCCGUUCGAAGUAUGGAUACUGGAAAUUUCACGAUAAUGCGUGCGGAAAGGAGUCCUGGCGCUAGUGCUCAAUUUCGACGAGAAGGGUCACUUUCGAAUUUCUGCAAUAACCAAGCCCGGCAAAGCAAAGAACAACGACCAGGAGGAGCCAUUACAGAAAAUGCCGUCCAUCUUGUGAACUCUGAGCAAAACAACUUGACCCGAAAUCCAGAAACACCGAUGCAAACUGCCGCACCUGUCGUCAAAGGAUUGCGUUCAGCCAUAUCAGUAGGCAAUUUUCACCAAUAUCGGGAAACUUUUCAACAAAGUUCCGGGAACAUGUUAGACGCUGAGGUUGAUCACCCCACGCCGACAGUGAGCACGGGCAACAAGACAGUCCAAGGACGGCAUCUCGAACCGGGCCUAUUACAGAUGACAGCUAGCUACGGAGUUUCAAUGAGCGGGCUUUCUAACAAAGGUAGUACGGUUCAUACAGUGUCUGCCCCUAUUGCGCUGGACCGGUAUGGCCGUCAUGAGGACUUUCCACUUUGUCUGGUGUCAACGUUCUACGAGCGACACAAAGCCCACUUUAAUGGACCGAUGCUGGAACCUGUGCAUGAAGAUGAAGACCCGUUGAGCGAGAAAGGCGCUGAAAGGUGGGACCGUUGCCGCCGCUACAACCGCAUUCGAGAUGCAGCAAAAAAACUUGCACCAGGCUUUGCUACCAUUCAGGGAUCGGCAGAAUCAACUACAACUCGGGACGCUGGGAUAGGGCUGCGAGAUGCCAGCCCGCGACAUCCUUCUCUUCGCUCUCCGAGUGAAUAUGACGUCAGGCGCCGUGUCUCAACUCAGGGUGGUGAAGAAGAAGUGAAGGGAUUCACGUUAAGUCUCCGUCAACGUGCUGUACUGAAUAGCGACGCAGAGAUGACAUCGCUACUUCUUUUCCACCCGUAUGAGACGAUGCUCCUUGCUGCUGACGAGAAAGAUCAGAUCUCGCUGUAUAACUUUGAGGAGACAGAGUCGAAGGUGCUGAGUUUUGGCAACGAUAACCCACCUGGAUCUCGAUUGACAUCACUGAACUGGAUCAAUGAAACGGAAGAGAGUCUUUUGACAUGUGGCUCUGACGACGGUGUGGUCAAAAUCUAUCACGGUUUGCACCGUCCUCACCCAUCGAUAGGGUCUCCAAAGUUGCUUUCAGCCUUUGUCGCUGUGUCUGAUCUUGUACCCGGAACGCGUGGAUCAGGUCUUGUGAUGAAUUGGCAGCAAAAUGCUGGCAUGAUGUAUGCAGGCGGCAACUCCAGCAUGCUUCGGGGUUGGGACUUACGCCAAGAAAAAUGCACCAUGUCACUUUCUACUCAAACAGAUUCUUGCAUCACAAGUAUGACAAGUGAUGAAAGCGUACCAGGAAUGGUGGUGGCUGGCUUUGGUGAUGGCACCCUUCGGGUUUUUGACUCGCGAAGCAAACCAGACUAUGCUGUCAAGGUAGUGAUGAAGGAGCACGCAUCCUGGGUGGUGCAGACACAUAUAUACCCGGGUCGUAACGAGCUUCUCACAGGGUCCGUCACAGGUGAGCUGAAGUUUUGGGAUAUGCGGUAUCCGAAGAACAGCGUCAGGUCUCUCGAAGCGCAUCGAUCUCCGAUGACUGCUCUUGCAAUUCAUGACUACGCUCCGAUAUUUGCCAGUGGAUCCCACAAUCAAUUUAUCAAGGUGUUUCGAAGCGAUGGCGAGCAGUUGGCACUCAUCCGCUACCACGAAGGUUUUCUGGGCGAGCGAAUCGGUCCCGUUUCGUGCUUAGCCUUCCAUCCGCAUCGACUAAUUUUGGCUGCAGGUGCAACUGACUCGGUGGUUGCUGUAUACUCAAGUGACAAGUAA